This is a messenger RNA of Armigeres subalbatus, 2674 nucleotides long. Its product is annotated as protein-glucosylgalactosylhydroxylysine glucosidase-like. Gene Ontology annotation, molecular function: hydrolase activity, hydrolyzing O-glycosyl compounds. The coding region runs from base 247 to 2562 and encodes 771 amino acids. The transcript has 3 exons. The record is from RefSeq and is a predicted model, not a curated record. Gene Ontology annotation, biological process: carbohydrate metabolic process. NCBI's taxonomy places the organism in Eukaryota, Metazoa, Arthropoda, Insecta, Diptera, Culicidae.
GCCCCGGUAGAUCUCUGAAUCUUGGUCAUAUGGACUACGUCAUAAACCUACCGAGGAAAAAUUGGCGUCAUUGAUAAGCCUUCGGAAAAGAUUCCUCAUCGUGUUAUCUACUAAUUCAUCCAAACGCUAGAAAACAAUCGACCCGGUCGUACGAAGAGUUCAGUUUGGAGCUUACCGCGAACAAGGACAGGUGUCAGAAUCAUACCACCAGCAUCGACUCGAAGUGGGUGGACAUUGAACGUGAGAAUGUCCAACCUUAUCACAAGUUUUGCCCUGGUAAUAGGGAUCCUAGCUGCUAUAGGAACAAAUUCGGUUACCGGAAAUGAUGCGAAUUAUCUUUUCACGAGUACAAGCCUUCCCGCAAAAGAAAUCACUCCUACCCUCUCCAACGGUAACAUCGCUUUCGUAGUUUUCGGAGAUGCGGUACAUAUGAACGGAGUCUACAAUGGACUACAGGGUCUGAGCCACCGAGCUCGUAUUCCCAAUUACGCGAACAUUCAAAUCCUAAACUGUGCUAGCAGCAUCGUCCAACCGACCGGAUGUUACUACCAGUUAGAUAUGAAGAAAAACAUGUUCCGUACUGUGUACGAAGAACCACUGGGAGACUACCGUAUCGUGCACGAUGUUUACCCGCAUCGGUACUUUGACAUGGCAAUUGUGAACAAGAUACGGAUUCAGCGAUUGAACUCUCAAAGCACCAUUUCAGUGAAUAUUGAUCGAUUUCCAGGCAGUGAAAGCGUUGACUUCAAUUUUAAUACACCUGAGCUUAUAGACGUCGGUGGUGCACUCUUCACACGCGAAUGCGGUAAAACCAAGCAAGCUGAAGACAUCCGGUAUCAACAAUACGGUCAUGAUGUUUGUGUUUAUUAUCCGGAUCUUCAGAAAACAUUGGUACUGACCACAGACAAAACUGCUGAAGAAUUCAACUUCUACACAGUAUUCUCACGCUCAAUGAGCGAAGCAGACGACGAACUUCAAGGAAUGAGGCAACACAAUGUUGAAUCGGUCCAUAUUUCUGAAAUGGAACGCGUUUGGGAACAAUAUGGUAUCACUGUGGAAGGGAACGAUGACCUCGAUCGUGUGCUGAAAGCAAGCUCUUUCUAUCUAUCCAGUUCGCUACCGUCCGCAAACACCAACCAGGUCAACAGUUAUCCAUUCUACGGACUUUCACCAUCCGGUUUGGGUCGUGGGGGAGAAGAGUUGUUGGAAUAUCAGGGUCACAGCUUCUGGGAUACGGAAAUAUGGAUGUUCCCACCCAUUUUGUUGAUGGAUCCUAAAAACGCUCGAAAACUGCUUCGAUAUAGAACCGUAGUUCACAAAGCAGCUGCGGACAUUGCAGCAAAUAACGAGUACGAGGGAUGGCAGUUUCCUUGGGAAUCAGCCUUCACUGGUGCAGAAACAACUCCGGAAUGUUGCCCAGAGGUAGUCGAGUUCCAACACCACAUUACCGCUGACAUUGCCUUCGCUGCCAGACAAUAUUUUUACGCAACCGAAGAUUUGGACUGGAUGCGCACUGAAGGUUGCAAGUUGGCUUACGAAACCGCCAAGUUCUGGAAGAGUCGCGUUGAGUACAAUAACGAAACUGACCUCUAUGAGAUUCACCGUAUCAUGGGGCCCGACGAGGACCACUACAACGUGAGUAAUAAUCCUUUUACGAAUGUUGUUGCUGCUCAUAAUUUGAUGUUCGGAGAAUUUGCUGGUUGUCUAUGCGAAGGAGUCGUUGGAGCCACCAAAGAAGAACGCGCUAAAUUUGUUGAAGUUGGCAAAGGGAUGACACUGUUGCACGACGAGGAAAUUGAUUACCAUCCACAAUUUGAAGGAUACCAGCGAGGUGAUUUGAUCAAACAAGCCGAUGUGGUGCUCCUCGGAUAUCCUCUGGAAUACUCAAUGAAUGUGUCAACAAAAGCGAAUAACAUGGAUAUUUACAGUCAGGUAACUCGCUCUAAUGGGCCCGCCAUGACUUGGGCGAUGCACACCAUUGGUCACCUGGACUUGGGCCAGACGGAAGAAGCUGAGCAAAUGUUCAGCAAGAGUUACCAACAGUACAUGCGACAACCUUACAACGUUUGGAGUGAAAAUGGUGACGGAACUAAUGGGACUGGAAAUUUCAUAACUGGCGCCGGUGGUUUUCUGCAGUCUAUCAUAAAUGGUUACGCCGGAAUCCGCCUACACAACGGAGAAAUGCUAAUAAAGAAGCCCUCACGAUUGCCCGGAACUACCAGGCUGUAUAUACCGGAAAUCAACUAUCUGGGGAUCAAAUUCUAUCUGGACAUCACAGCUACUAACACAAUGUUUGGGCUCAAAGAAAUAUCGAACACGGAUGCUGUCAAAUUCAUCGUGGAUAACGUGGAGCGUUCACUUUGCAGCAACUGCUCCACUUUGUUCAACGACCAAGUUGUUAUUCGAGCCAAUAGAGCAUCCAACUUUAACGGAUGUCAACUAGCGGAGACUAAGAUUGGGAUUAGGGUCGCUGAUCAGGAUAACGGAGCUUACCUAACACGUGUUGCACCAACGUUGAUUGGACUUAUUUUGGCAAGUUUCGUACUGCGAAAUAUAAUCUAAAGUAAGUUCUAAGUAACACAUCGAUCCAGAUAUAAAUUACCAUCAAGAUUAUGUCAUAAGCACAACCAUGCAUGAAGCAAUAAAUGCAAUAUCUUGUAUUGUCUUCCCAUAA